AUGGAACUAGUUGGCGAUUUCCCCAUCAAAGAUAAAGUCGUGGCCGUGACCGGAGGUGGCUCCGGCAUAUGUGCGGCUUUCGUAAAACGCUGCGCGGAUCUAGGCGCCAAAGGCGUCGUUAAUGGCGACCUCCGCAUGACGCCCGAUGCGGAGAAAUUGUUGAAAGAUUCGCCCAAUGUCGUCUUUCAGAAGACCGAUGCCACGAAUUGGGCCGACUUGCAGAAUCUCAUCACCGUGGCGAAGGAGAAGUUUGGAUCGACUCCGGAUAUUUAUGUUGCUGGUGCGGGAAUUUUCGAGCCACCCAAAGUCUCGUCGUUCUGGCAUGAUCCGGAACAGGACAACCGCUACCGCACCGUCGAAAUCAACCUCAAUCACCCGCUGAAGUUCACUCGAAUGGCCAUGCGGGCGCUGGUAUCCGAAGACAGGAAAGGCGUGGUCCUGCCUAUUGCUUCCGUCGGCGGCAUCGCAGGAACAUAUCAUUGCCCGCUUUACAUCGCCACCAAGCACGGCAUCAUCGGCUUCGUCAAAUCAAUGAAACUUGCCGAGAAGUACGAAGGCGUCAAGAUCGUCACCGUUUGCCCUGGUGCGGUCGACUCGGGCUUGUGGGAUAAGGACAAGCGUGAACAGGUCAACUUCUCCGCCAUGGAAUCGUUGAAGCCCGACGAUAUUGCCAGGGUCAUGAUCGAUCUCGUGCAGGAGGGCAAGUACGUUGGCGGUACUUGUAUGGAGGUUAUGCCUCGGGAUGGUCCCAAGACGAGAGUCAUUCCUGAAUGGAACAUCGAUCCGCCCAAGGGUGGCUCGACCAGCUUGGUCGAUGGAACGAAUGAGAUUCCGCCUGCUUUCCGCGAGGCUAAGCGUGUCAUGGAUGCCGAGAGAGGGACGGCCAAGAAGUGA
Molecule: messenger RNA, 894 nt
Organism: Neohortaea acidophila
Lineage: Eukaryota; Fungi; Ascomycota; Dothideomycetes; Mycosphaerellales; Teratosphaeriaceae
Product: 15-hydroxyprostaglandin dehydrogenase
Exons: 4
Coding region: 1-894 (297 amino acids)
Cellular component (GO): cytoplasm
Molecular function (GO): oxidoreductase activity, acting on the CH-OH group of donors, NAD or NADP as acceptor
Source: RefSeq, a predicted model, not a curated record